Galendromus occidentalis (western predatory mite) is the source of this 1354-nucleotide messenger RNA. RefSeq lists its product as uncharacterized. Gene Ontology annotation, molecular function: chitin binding. Bases 145 to 1035 code for a protein of 296 amino acids. The record is from RefSeq and is a predicted model, not a curated record. Gene Ontology annotation, cellular component: extracellular region. NCBI's taxonomy places the organism in Eukaryota, Metazoa, Arthropoda, Arachnida, Mesostigmata, Phytoseiidae. The transcript is spliced from 7 exons.
UUUUUCGCUCGAGAUAACUGACUACCGCGUACGCUCGGAAUACGGUUUUGUGUUGUGCCUCCAUCGAAAAGCUAUCCACCGUCGUAGCUUGAACCCGCUUUAGCUUUCGGAUUGUGUGCCGUGAGUCCCUAGCCUGAGGUGAAGAUGAGGCUGUUUGUGAUCGUGGCCGUCUCGGCCGUUGUUGCUAUCGCCGAUGGUCAGUAUCGUCGCAUCAAAUACCGCGAGGAUAACUACUAUGAGCGUCUCUACAAACGUCGCAUGGCUGAAGAAGAGAUGCAGAAGUUUUCGCAAACCGCCUUCCAGAGACGAUUGGGGACGGCCUACACUUCGAAGUUCCCGAUAAUCCCCCCAAGACUUCGACUGGUAGACAAACAUCAUGACGAUAAAAGAGCUGAGAAAGACGACAUCGAUCCAUCAUCAACAAACCUCAGCCCAGCCUCCGUCCUCUGGGAGCUUCCCCGCAAGCACUUCAGCAGAAUUCAUGACUCGGGAACGACUGUGGCUCCCCCUGAGAAACUCAUGCGCCCCCGACCCACACGACCCCAAGCUUACUCGCUGGAUGGAUUUGUCCCCAAACCCUCGAACAUAGAGAUCAGCAUCCAGCCGCCUCUUGGAUUGGUCACGACUCCGAAGAAGAGUUUCUCAUACCACCCGAAAUCGGUUUGGGGCGAAGCAUUCCUGCAAAAAAGCGGUAAGAAGCCUAAAGGCAAGAAGGAGAAAGAGAAGUAUAAGAAGGAACUCCUGGAAAAGAAGUUCAAAACUGGCUCAGCCUCGAAUCGCCGCAGAUCAUCUAAGAAAGGCAUCCCCGGCGUCGACUACCCCGUAUACGUGCAGAUACCAGAAACCAGUUUCACCUGCGAGAAUAAAAAUAUCGCUGGAACGUACGCUGAUAAGGAAGCCGGAUGUCAGGUCUGGCACAUUUGCACGGGUGUGACGAAGGUCGCCAAGGCACGCCACAGUUUCUUGUGCGCUGCCGGAACGAUCUUCAGCCAGAAGAAAGGUGUCUGCGAUUGGUGGUACAAUGUCCAGUGCUGAUCGGAGCGACCAAAAGCAACCCUGCCGUAAACUCAUCCAACUCUCCAACUUCACCUGUUCACAUCUGCCAUCGCCGAGCCAUCAGACGAUUAUUAUGUAUAUGAAUCUAUAUCACGCUCCGUUAACUUAUAUAGUAUCUCUAUCGGCGAGCCGGAACCCGGUACUCGUGGUCUCAGAGCCCGCUCUGUUGUCAGCCGAGGAUCUCGGCGCCCAGAGCUGUCGACAGUUUCCUCCCGUGACGGAAUCAAUCCGAAAAACGCUAAUUGGGACUCGAGACGAAUUCGGAAUUGUGCAUUAGAUUUCUACAGAAGGAAGAAUC